CCUCCGUGUGAAAUACCAAAGUGUAUUACAUAUCUUACUGAGUGACUUCGGAGAAUUUAUGGUGAAAUUUACUGAGGCAAAAUGGGAAAAGAGAUUUGGAACUUGCUUUGUAUAUUUGCCCUAUUUGUAACUACGCAAAUACAGCCUAUGAAUUCACAAGAGGCAACUCAAACAGCCAGUUACCUGUGUUUUGAAGAUCAGCAAAAUAGUAGUCUUAUACACCUAGAUUUUAUACUAGACCGUAAAACUGAUGUUGUAACGUCAGUUUAUGCAAAUGAGUUUCAAAACUGCGUGGGAUCUAGCCAAGAUGGCGGACAGACAUACAUAGUUCGAGUGACGUUCUCAAUUAACAGUGGAACACAAUUAUCUCCGUCACAACCUUGUGGAAUGACGAUUACAUCAGAUGGAUCCUAUCAGCUUAAUAUGCGUUCCGAGGCUAGCAGUGGUCUUGUUUCCUACACAGAUAGAAUUUAUGACUUUAAGUGUCAUCCAACUAGAGGUAUCAGUCCCUGGGCGACAACUUCCGGUAUAAGUGUUGGAAGUGUUGACCUACUGAACCUAACCGGCUCAAGGACGACAGAACUACAAGUUGUGUCCGCCAGUGACACGAGUAGUCUUGUGUUGUUUGCUAAUCUUGGAGACCUUGUGCGAUUUAAAUUUAGGAUGACCUUCACCAGUGCAAUAGAAAAUAUAGACGUGCUAGGUGUUCGACUAACGAAUCUCAUCUGUUCGCCCUCUGAUACAUUCACGCCGAAACGGAGGAUACUUAUAGACGACAACGGGUGUGCUGUCAACUACACAGAGAAUGCCUUAGCACUAUCAGGGCCCUUCACUACAGAAUCUAAUGGGUCAUCGCCAUUCAUAGCACUGUCGCCAGUAUUUGAAAUCGGAAGAUUCGCCGACUCUUUUGAAUUAAACUUUAUAGUAACAAUGGAAUACUGUACGUCUUCGUCGGGUUCCUGUUUUACGGACAUGUGCACUGCUCGCAAGAAACGGUCAGCUGAUGGAGUGAUAGAAGUGAUUGCCAAAACCAAAAUUAACGUUUAUCAACAAUCAGAGGUCAACACACAUACAAACAACACAGGUCCUGUAGAGACACACGACUGCUUUUUGACAUGGAUGUUUGCUGCAGUGGCUGGAACUGUGUUCGUAAUUUUAUUCAUUGACGGUUUUGUCAUUGCGUAUCUUGUGAGGCAGCUUAAAGGUCUGCCACACAAGCAGCAACCUACCAGACCGACGGUUAUGUACCCUAGAAUCAACACCAGUACGACCUCGUCUUACUUCUAAACACUGCUGAGUGUCACUGUCAUUGAAAACUUAUUGAACGUGGUCAUAAUGUACUUUACGUCUUCUGUUGGUUAUAUUUUGUUAAAUAAAUUAUUUUA
Molecule: messenger RNA, 1385 nt
Organism: Mizuhopecten yessoensis (Yesso scallop)
Lineage: Eukaryota; Metazoa; Mollusca; Bivalvia; Pectinida; Pectinidae
Exons: 10
Coding region: 82-1287 (401 amino acids)
Source: RefSeq, a predicted model, not a curated record